CUUGCAAAUCUCAAAAAGCCCUCAGAGAUCGCAUCAUUUUCUCGGUGAAACACAAAAAUAUAAAAUAAAGUUGAAAUAUGAGUUCGCGAAACGAUUGUCGUAUUUAUGUAGGUAAUUUACCUCCGGAUAUACGUACCAAAGAUGUUGAAGAUCUUUUCUACCGGUUUGGAAAAGUAGUUUUUGUUGAUUUAAAGAACCGAAGAGGACCACCAUUCGCUUUUGUUGAAUUUGAAGACCAUCGUGAUGCUGCUGAUGCAGUAAAAGCUCGUAAUAACUACGACUAUGAUGGAUACAAACUGCGUGUUGAAUUUCCACGAGGUGGAGGUCCAGGAAGUUCUUACAGAGGAAGUGGCCGAUCUAACAGUGAUCGAGGAUCAAACAGGGACAGAGGAAAUCGACCAACAGCACGACGCUCACAAUUCCGUGUGGUUGUGUCAGGUUUACCAUCAUCAGGCUCAUGGCAGGAUCUCAAGGAUCAUAUGCGGGAAGCAGGUGAUGUAUGUUUCGCUGAUGUAUACAAAGAUGGAACUGGAGUCGUUGAAUUUCUACGUCAUGAGGAUAUGAAAUAUGCGAUUAAAAAACUGGACGAUUCACGUUUUCGAAGUCAUGAGGGAGAAGUCGCAUACAUCCGAAUACGUGAAGACGGUGGAUUGCCGUAUGAAGAUCGCGACCGUAAAGAUUAUCGUGAUGGAAGCUUCAAAUCUCGAUCUCGCUCACCAGUCGCACGUCGUCGUGGUUCACCGGUAUACAGUGAUUUCAGACCACGCGUUUCACGUAGUCGAUCACGAUCAUUCAAUUAUUAAAAUGCGAUAUAAAACGAAUCGCAUCCUUUGGCACGACUUUUGAGUGUUUUUAAUUUUAAUCAAUUUCUUUCUUUACAAAUAGCUUCAUUACUAAUAUUCAAUACAAUCAACUUGCAAGAUUAGAUAACUUUCCCCUCACAGACCAUAUCGUCACAUUCCCAACAGAAAUUUAAAGAUUUUUCUCUCUUUUUCUCUAUUCGUGCCAUAGCAAACAAUUUGAUCUUAAAGAAUUCUGGAGAUCGCUUGCGAUGCUUGCUUUAAGUAUGUGAAGAGAUAAAAACAAAACAAUUUUUUUUGUAAAUUUUAAUAUUUCUUAACACCAUAUGAUGAUCAAAAAAAGAAAUGAAAAGGCGAAACAAAAUAAUUGUAAUAACUAACAAAAGAAGAAAAAAACUAAUUAACAAAUAAUCCAUUAGCAAUUAACACUUAAAAUCAUGCAAAACAAAGAAUAAUAUUUUCCUGAUAAUUAAUUAAGUAAUUUUCUUUUUUCUUUUAUUUUUUUUUCUUUCCCAACACAAUUUAAGAGUGGGAGUUUGAGAGAAAGAGAAAGAUAGUAGGAAAGGAUUUUGAUGUAAGGGAUGUUAGGAUGAUUUAGCACAAUGUGUGGAUUGUAAUUCAGGAAGGGACUACGCGGGAAGAGAAAAGAAUGAUUUAAAUGGACUCCGUGGGAUUUUCAUUGGAUUGAUAAAAUAUUUCCCCAUUUCGAUAUUAACUUUUAUUUCUUUAGAUACAAAGGAAGAAUUUUAAUUUCAUUUCACGCGCGUGUUUACUCUUAUUCUUAAAAGGACAUUUUUCUAUAAGAAGCUCAGGAUACUUCUUCACACAUAUUUUCCCUUUUUCAUGUUCUCGUUUGGAAUCAGGAUUUUAAGGAAACUUGCUUCUCUUCUCCCCUUCAAGAAAACGACUUUCUUAAUCAUUUUCAAAUUACACUACUGGAGGAUUCAAGGAAAAUAUUCUAAAACAUUUUUGCUAUUUUUCUUUUAUUCAAUCGCGAAAACGUGCGCGAAAAUCGCGAGUUUAAUAUCGUGUGAAGUGAAAAAUAAAUUAAGAAAAAAGAAGGAUUUUGUCUUUGGACAACGAGGGAAAGUAAAAUGAAGGAAAAAGGAUUUAAUUUGGAUAAUAGGAAGAAGCUUAUAAAAUAUCAUUUAUGCAGUCAUUUGUAAUGUUUAGGAUCAAGUGGAUUGUGGAUAUGUGGAUAGGAGGAAAAGUUCUCUGGUAUGAUUCACUAUUUUUUAAUUAUUCAAUAAUUCUAUUUCAUUAAUCACUUCCACGAAAUGAUUCUUGAAUUCCCCCGAUAAUUGUUUUUGAUUUUUCUUUUUAUUGCUGCACUUAGUCUGAUAAAUCUUCACAUAAUUAAUCAUAAAAAGCGAUUACAUUGAAAAUAUAUUCUUUCUUUAAUUUAUAAACCAAAAUAAUACUAGAAAGUUCAUAAAAUGUUAUCUUAUGAAGUUAAAUUUUCAUAAACUGACAUUUGAUUCCACAGACUUAUUAAUUUCUCAUAUCUUAUCAUUUGUGUUUCUCUUUUUUUUUGUUUGCAAUUUUAAACUAUGUAAUAUUUUUUACUCAAUACAAGAAAAUCAUCGAAAAAGAAAACAUUUUAGUAUCG
Molecule: messenger RNA, 2409 nt
Organism: Clunio marinus
Lineage: Eukaryota; Metazoa; Arthropoda; Insecta; Diptera; Chironomidae
Source: the annotation of a GenBank genome assembly